AUGGCCAUGUGCCAAAAGAUUGGGUACACCGAGAUGAGGCUUCCCAACCUGAUGGGCCACACGAGCAUGGAGGAGGUUAUCCUGAAGUCAACUGCCUGGCAGCGCCUGGCGCACACCGACUGCCACCCUCACGUGAGGACCUUCCUGUGCUCUCUCUUUGCUCCCAUCUGUCUAGACACGUUCAUCCAGCCCUGCAGGAGCAUGUGCGCUGCGGUGCGGGAGCGCUGCGCCCCGGUGCUGGCCUGCCACGGGCACCCCUGGCCCCGCAGCCUCGACUGCGACCGCUUCCCCGCCGGCGACGACAUGUGCCUGGCGGCCCUCGCCAAGGAGCACGGGCGCCCGCACAAAGUGCUACCAAAGCCUGCGUGCCAGAGCUGCCCAGCAGUGGAGGAAUUUUUUACGCACAAAAGAGUUCUUGAAGUUUUCUGUGACAAUAACUUUGCAGUGAAAGUAAAGCUCUCCAAAAAGAGAACAGUACUUGGUCACCAAGAUUUUAACAUUGAAUGCCAAGUGGAGUUCAUCAUCCAGGGUUCAGUUCUGCCUUAUGAAACGCAGAAUAUGAUACAACAGUGGCUGCUUAUCAAUGAAAACUGCACAGAGAGGAUGACUCAGCCCCAUCGUCCUAUGGUGUAUCUCCUUGUGGGGAAUAUUGAAGACGGUGUCGUUUUAGUAAAUCACAUUUAUCGUUGGCAGAAGAGGGACUCCCAGCUGACUUCGGCCACUCAGAAGUGGAGAUACCAUAAAUGCUUGUAA
Tinamus guttatus (white-throated tinamou) is the source of this 753-nucleotide messenger RNA. RefSeq names its product secreted frizzled-related protein 2. The record is from RefSeq and is a predicted model, not a curated record. Gene Ontology annotation, biological process: non-canonical Wnt signaling pathway; canonical Wnt signaling pathway. Gene Ontology annotation, molecular function: Wnt-protein binding. Lineage: Eukaryota; Metazoa; Chordata; Aves; Tinamiformes; Tinamidae.